Messenger RNA from Zasmidium cellare ATCC 36951, 687 nucleotides. RefSeq lists its product as uncharacterized. Gene Ontology annotation, cellular component: endoplasmic reticulum membrane. NCBI's taxonomy places the organism in Eukaryota, Fungi, Ascomycota, Dothideomycetes, Mycosphaerellales, Mycosphaerellaceae. Bases 1 to 687 code for a protein of 228 amino acids. The record is from RefSeq and is a predicted model, not a curated record. Gene Ontology annotation, biological process: endoplasmic reticulum to Golgi vesicle-mediated transport. The transcript is spliced from 2 exons.
AUGGCGCCCAAGAACAGCUCGCCCUUUGCGACAUUCCUCAUCGUAGGACCGACCUGCUUCUUCCUCGGCAUCCUCUUCGCCCUCUUCCCCUACGACUACCACGUCCUCUGGACCACGCCCACCACCCUCCCCUCCGACGCCAUCCCGGGCACCUCCCCGCGCGACCCCUACUUCACCCUACAAGAGAACCACCUCAAGUUCCUGCACGCCUCCCCGCCGCUCAUCUCCCGCAUGCUGCACAUCGUCAUCGGCACGGGCUUGCUGGGAUUCAUGAUGAAGCUGUACAAGCCCAGCGAGGCGAACAUGCUCUUCGAUGGCGCGAGUUUGGUGUUGUACAUGUGCGGGAUUACGGUCUAUAUCGCGAACAUCGUGAAGGGAUUGAGGACCGUGACGGCCGGGGCGUACGGUGGACAACCCCUCCCGGAAGGCGAGAGUCUCGUAGGCAAGAUCCAGGAGGGAAAUGAAGGGGAUUAUAUCGGCCGGGAGGACAGUUUGAGGGUUCUCGCGGCGAGUAAUACCAUCUUGGCGCUGGUGCUUGUUGGGGUGUUGGUGUUGCAGGCGGGGCAGUGGUAUGCGCAGAGGAAGGAGGCCGAGGAGAUUGAGGCGAUGGACAAGGCGAGGGAUGAGAAGAAGAGGAGUGGGAAGGAGGGGGUGAAGGAGGGAAAGGAGGGGAAGAAGAAGCAGUAG